AUGGCAUCAAGGAGCGUUGGCUUUGAUUCCUAUUUCCCACUGUCCUUUGUCUUUGAGCAGGACGUUGAGUGCAAGUCUCGCGACAUGCGAUGGGACUUACUGGCCGUCUCAGUCGUCUAUACGUCUGUGAUGUCGCUAUUCACCGCUUCCUCGGCUCUCUUCUUCUUCGCCAACUUUGUUGGCAUCUUCUGGCACGUUGGCAUUGCAUCGGAUCCCCCAGGACACUCCAGCAUAGCUGGGCUCGUCUCGAACAUCCUCGGAAAGUUCCUGCCCGCCAUGUUCUGUGCCUACGUCAUGUACGACAAGAUGGGAGGCCGCCGUUUGCUCCGCGGGCUCACUGCGCAGGUCGAAAAGACGGUGCUCUGGCUCGGUGCCUGCUGGGUGGGCGCCUUGACUAAUUACACGCUCGACUUCAUUCCCAUUUCAAGAUUGACGGGUCAUGACCUGCAGCAGCAACCAGGUGCAAAGGCCGCGCUCGCCAUCAUCGUCAUUGUCUUAUUCGUCAUCGUUGUCAAGCAGAUCUGGUUCUUUAGGCAGGAAGGUCGGUUGCUGAAGUACCUAAAGCUGUACGCGCUCUUCGUCGGUGGCAUCGUCAUUUGCCUGCUGCUCCCGGGCCUCAACUUGCGCAUCCAUCACUACAUUCUAGCCCUGCUGCUGUUGCCGGGCACGAGCAUGCAGACGCGGCCCAGCCUCUUGUAUCAAGGUCUUCUCGUUGGUCUCUUUAUCAACGGCAUCGCGCGCUGGGGCUUUGACCCUCUGCUGCAGACGGGCGCCUCUUUGCAAGGCGAUGCCCAACAUGGCUCGCCCCUCCCCGUCAUCAGGGCCCCUGAAAUCAACCUUGGCGAAGCCCUGUGGACGGCCAACUUCACCUGGGCGACGCCUCCUGCCCCUCGUUUUGACGGCAUUAGCGUACUCGUCAACGAUGUGGAGAGGUUCCGGACAUAUUUUGACGAUGGCGAAGGCUCCGAGACGAGUUUCUUGUGGGAACGGAAACCAGAGCUGCGUCACAAUGAGUAUUUCCGCUUCGCAUACAUGGAGGGCACGCAGACGUGGGACUAUACCAAGGCGGGCAAGUGGAACACUGAGGGCGAAUGGACUGAGAUGAAGGCUGGGCCAAGCAAGGUCCGGGCGCGACAGCUUGAAGAGAGUGAAGUGAUUAAGCACAGGCGGUGA
Molecule: messenger RNA, 1173 nt
Organism: Verticillium alfalfae VaMs.102
Lineage: Eukaryota; Fungi; Ascomycota; Sordariomycetes; Glomerellales; Plectosphaerellaceae
Product: LCCL domain-containing protein
Exons: 1
Coding region: 1-1173 (390 amino acids)
Source: RefSeq, a predicted model, not a curated record